Molecule: messenger RNA, 3106 nt
Organism: Amblyraja radiata (thorny skate)
Lineage: Eukaryota; Metazoa; Chordata; Chondrichthyes; Rajiformes; Rajidae
Gene: ankrd13c
Product: ankyrin repeat domain 13C
Exons: 13
Coding region: 450-1940 (496 amino acids)
Biological process (GO): protein retention in ER lumen
Cellular component (GO): cytoplasm
Molecular function (GO): signaling receptor binding
Source: RefSeq, a predicted model, not a curated record
AGACCGCUCAAAACAUCGCGAUAAUUGGGAGAGGGGAGUGAGGGGACAAAAAUGGCGGCCUAGGCUGAAGUGCAGGUUGAAGAGUUUACGAACUGGAUGGUGGCGCUGCUGAUCAGCGGCCCUCUGGCUUUAUAUGCGUCCGUGAUUAUAUUUCAGUGGUUGUUUGGCGUUGCUUUUUCAAUCUUCCCGCCCCUCCCCUCAACAUCGCUCAGCGCUCGCUGCCUUCCCCGGGCUCUCUCUGGUGCCGCCCUCUCCCCACCCUUCAGGCCGCUGUCUUAUUCCUAUGUUACCGCAGCCUCCGAGCCCCGUAUCUGAUUGCUCUACAUGUCGUUGUGUGGCGGUCGCGGUGCAACAACAGCAGCUAGAAGUGCUAUCGUCAACCUCCGAGUGUGUGCGAGGUCCACGGCAGCAGUACUGCCACUCUGCCCUCUCCCAUCUCUCUCGUCGUCAUGACAGGAGAGAAGGCGGAAAGGAUUGCUAACGGCCGCUCGGUGCGUAGGGAUCACAGGCUGUUCAAAGAAGAGGCUGAAGCUGAGCACGACGACGAAGCGACUAGGACUAAAAACCGGGCUAAACUCUUUGCGAACCACAAACUGAUCAAGAGCCCGGCUUCCACCACGGAGGCGGCGGCAGCAGCAGCCAGAGGCGUUGAUUUUCCAGUCCAUGAAUGCGUCUUUAAAGGCGAUAUUCGUAAAUUAUCGUCAUCGAUAAGGACCCACAACAUAGCUCAAAAAGAUCUCCACGGAAACACGCCAUUACACCUUGCUGUGAUGUUAGGGCACAAAGAGUGCGCCCAUUUACUUCUAGCUCACAAUGCGCUGGUAAAGGUGAAAAAUGCUCAGGGAUGGAGUCCGCUGGCAGAAGCCAUCAGCUAUGGAGACCGACAAAUGAUUACAGCUCUGUUGCGUAAACUUAAGCAACAGUCGAGAGAAAAUGUACAGGAAAAACGACCUCAAUUACUGAACGCUCUGAAAGAGCUGGGAGAUUUUUAUUUAGAGCUUCACUGGGAUUUUCAAAGUUGGGUGCCUUUACUUUCCAGAAUUCUGCCUUCAGAUGCUUGUAAGAUUUACAAACAGGGAAUAAACAUCAGGCUUGACACAACCCUAAUAGACUUUACUGAUAUGAAAUGUCAACGUGGAGAUUUAAGCUUCAUUUUCAAUGGUGAUUCAACACCCUCUGAAUCUUUCAUAGUAUUAGACAAUGAGCAAAAGGUUUAUCAGCGAAUACACCAUGAGGAAUCUGAGAUGGAAACAGAAGAAGAGGUAGAUAUUUUGAUGAGCAGUGAUAUUUAUUCGGCAACAUUAUCUACGAAAUCUAUUUCCUUUGCACGUGCGCAGACUGGCUGGCUUUUCCGAGAAGACAAAACGGAGCGAGUUGGGAAUUUCUUGGCAGAUUUUUACACUGUAAAUGGCCUUGUUUUGGAAUCUCGAAAACGACGUGAGCACCUCAGUGAAGAGGAUAUUCUAAGAAAUAAAGCUAUAAUGGAAAGUCUGAGCAAAGGAGGAAAUUUAAUGGAGCAAAAUUUUGAGCCUGUUCGAAGACAAUCGCUCAGUGCUCCCCCCGCCAAUACAAUCACUUGGGAAGAGUACAUCUCGGCAGAAUCUGGAAAGGCUCCACAUCUUGGAAGAGAACUAGUCUGCAAAGAGAGCAAAAAGACAUUCAAAGCCACAAUAGCCAUGAGCCAAGAGUUUCCCCUUGGCAUAGACUCAUUACUGAAUGUUUUAGAGGUCAUAGCACCCUUCAAGCACUUUAAUAAACUCAGAGAAUUUGUUCAGAUGAAACUUCCACCAGGAUUUCCUGUUAAACUAGACAUACCUGUGUUUCCAACCAUCACUGCCACUGUGACAUUUCAGGAAUUCCGAUAUGACGGGUUUGAUGAAUCAAUCUUCAAUAUUCCAAGAGACUAUAGUGAAGAUCCCAGCCGCUUCCCUGAACUUUGAUUUGGCUGCCUGGUUAUGGUCGGAUGAUGAGAAGUGUUAGGUGCUGUGUGCUUAUUUUUCCCCCUUCACAAGUUUAACAUCUUUCUUCUUUGGUGAUAUAAUGAUAUCACUUGGAGAAACUUUGGAACAUUCCUAAAUGGGAGAGUGUAAUGUCUUACAGAAAUAGACUAUACGGCUUUUUCGUUGAUUUGGAAAAAUCCUUUUAUUAAAUUCCUGACCUUAAAUUCAAAAUGAUCUAUUUGUAAAAUAACUUCACUUUCAUAAAUGUGUACAUGCAUAUAUCUAUCAUUUGGUUGCUAGAAAUGUCAACGGUUAUCACUUUGAUGUAAUCCACCGUCAAAAAUUGGCUAAAUGAAAAGAGAAAACUAUUAUGGAAUUAUGGAAUACAUCCCAGUAACUUCCAAAAUAUCACACUGCUGCGUCAUUUGUUUCCAGAAUAGGUUUGCUGUUACAAUUUUGAUAUUUAUUUGUACACUAGAUUUUGUGUACCCUUUUAUGAUCUUAAACACUAUUGUAACUACAUUAAUUUAAUUUUAUAAGUAUCAGCAAAUUGAAAAGCUAGAUUUUGAAAGAAUAACCCACAAUAUUAGAGGGAACAUUAUUUACACCGUAUGACUGUCCAAAGAAGGAAAUGGUUCGUGUUCUCCAAUUCCAAGUUGAACUUUAUUUUAAUUAGGUAAUUCCAUAAGCAAAACGGUUUCAAUGCAACUGAAUAAUGACUGUAUAAAAACCAUUGUGUAUCAGUAAGAUUUCAAAGUGGUGGUACUUGCUUAAGCUGAUAUUAUGAAAUUCACAGUAAGAUUUUGAGGUCUGUUCAGGUGUAAAGUAGUACAGCAUUGUUUGGCUAUGCCUGACAAUAUCCCAAGUGAAAAGACAAGUGGCCAGUCAAUUUCUGUUAAAUACAGUUGAUGAUUCCUAACACAUCCACAUGGGGAAAACCGUGUGUCAAACACACAGGUAGGCUUCAGCUGAUGAGAAAUUGUGUCAUGUUCGAUACACAAUCUACACAAUUUUGAAGUUUUUUUGUAUAAAAUGUUUUUAAAAACUAAUAGAAUAAAUCCACAAUGUUUUGCAGUUGCUGUUCAUUCAAACAGUUGCUUUGUGGUGAACAGAAUUAUUCAUUUAAUUAAUGCACUGUAUAUAACUACCAAGUAAAUACUACUUUU